Messenger RNA from Colletotrichum orchidophilum, 990 nucleotides. RefSeq names its product YeeE/YedE family protein. Gene Ontology annotation, cellular component: plasma membrane. The transcript has 2 exons. The record is from RefSeq and is a predicted model, not a curated record. Bases 1 to 990 code for a protein of 329 amino acids. NCBI's taxonomy places the organism in Eukaryota, Fungi, Ascomycota, Sordariomycetes, Glomerellales, Glomerellaceae.
AUGGCGACAACCGCCCUGUCUGGUGCCGCGUUCGGCGCCGCCCUCGUAGCGGCGGGCGUCUACCAGCCCUCCGUCAUCAUUGCUCAACUUAAGUUUGAGAACUGGCACAUGAUCCAGGCCUUCCUCGCAGCCGCAGCAAGCAGCACUAUCUUCGUCCUCGUAUUGGACAAGGCGGGAUACGUCCGGCCCAAGCCCCGCAGCCCCUCACGUCUGGGUCUCUUCUCCCAGUACGACGGCAACAUCCUCGGCGGCUCCGUGCUCGGGGCCGGCAUGGCCCUGUCCGGGUCCUGCCCCGGCACCGUCCUUGCGCAGAUCGCCGUCGGCACAAAGUCCGGCAUCUAUGUACUCGGUGGCGCCGUCCUCGCCGGCAUCAUGUGGACGGGCUUCCUCCAGAAUCUCAUCACCAGCAAGGCCAGCUCGGCGUCUCCCGAGAACCCAAAGCUCACGGUCCACGAGCGCGCCGGUCUGAGCAAGGCCGUCGCUUUCGUUGGCGCCGAGGCCCUUUUCGCGGGCGUCAUCUACGUCAGCAUGAAGUACACCCCCGCCAGCCCCUAUGCCGUUGUCGCCCCCACCAUCGGCGGGCUCUUGAUCGGUCUGGCGCAGCUCUUCUCGCUACUCACCCGCAAAUCAAUGCUCGGCGUGUCGACUUCCUACGACGAGAUUGGUCGGUAUUUCUGGUGGGCGGUCCAGGGCGGCGGCGAAAAGGGGAAGCCAUCAUACAGCAACAUCCUCUUCUCUGCGAGCUUGGCUGCCGGGGCGUGGGCUGUUGCGACGGCGUACCCCGAGUUUGCUCUUGGUGCCGCUGAUACGGCUGUCUCUCCACAGUUGGCGGCAGUGGGAGGGUUUCUCAUAGGCCUGGGAUCCAGAAUCGGCGGAGGUUGCACCUCUGGACACGGACUCAGCGGCAUUUCCCUAUUUUCAACUGCCAGCUUCGUUACGACUGCCUCCAUGUUCGGUGCCGGCGCCCUUUUCGCCCCUUUCUUCUACUAG